Messenger RNA from Mytilus californianus (California mussel), 8450 nucleotides. RefSeq lists its product as uncharacterized. The record is from RefSeq and is a predicted model, not a curated record. NCBI's taxonomy places the organism in Eukaryota, Metazoa, Mollusca, Bivalvia, Mytilida, Mytilidae. Gene Ontology annotation, molecular function: GTP binding; protein binding. The transcript is spliced from 10 exons. The coding region runs from base 5014 to 7461 and encodes 815 amino acids.
UAUUUUUGUUAUUAUAAGUUUCUCUCUAUCAAUUAUAGUGUUCGAGUUUUACCCUUUUUUUGCGUUUUUGUUAAUUAUCUUAUCUAGUAAUUCUCCAAUAGUAAAGUAUUUUAUUCAUUGCUGAAAUGACUUUCCAGUUUUUUUUUUAAAUAACGGAAUCAGUGAAUUUACCAUUGGCAAUGAUAAUUCACGAACAACACUAAAAUACAACGUACGCAGUUAAUAAACUUGCUUACACUGCACAUAUUUUGCUAUACACUGAACUCAGUCGGCGUUUAUAGGGUCCAAUUUGCAAUAUGAUUGGAGGUAUGGUAUUUCAUAUUUAAAUGGCCAGUGAAAAAAGUAUUUAAAUUUUGUAUAUGACAAUUUAAUACAAAGUAACAGAUAAUACAGCAAAUGAUCUUUUAUUAACAUUUUUGUGUCAAAUUAGUUGAAUUUUUAUAAUGUUUUAAUUGAAUCAUAAAUUCAAACGAAAUGUUGGCUCUACUUUUGAUGUAUUUACAGUUAACAUUCUUUUUUGUUGUUGUAAUAUUUUAGAAAUGAAAGAUACAAAUUUAUUCGUGUGUUCGUGUGUUCUCGUAUGAAACAGGUAUUAUCACUAUCACCAGAAGUCCAUUAAUGGACUUCUGAUAUCACUUAUUGUCUGUAUUUUAACCAAAAAAGUAUAACAAAAAUACUGAACUGCAAGGCAAAUUAAAAAAAGGGAAGUCCAUAAAACUGACAAAAUCAAACGCUAUCACCAACGGAACACAAGUGAAAAACAACUGCCAUAUUUCUGACUUGGUAUAGGCAUUUUCAAAGAUUUAUUCCCCCCCCUUACACAAGUUAUCACCUACAAUUAAAAUGGUUUAGAUACGUAGCUUUUCCCGGCAAUAGAAAUUUGCCAUCAUGAUACCAAAGAAAGCUGAUGUUGGCGUUAUCACCAGCAGUUAGUUUAUCUAACUCUACAAAAAAUCGUGAAAUGUGUUCAAAUUUAAAUGACGUAUUGCAAAACUUUUAUAGACUGGCGAAACAAAUUAUACGUUUAAGUUUUCUUCUAAUAACAAUAUGUGAACAUGAGAAGUUUAAUGCUAAAAAAGUUGUUCUAUGAUUAUAUUUAUGAAUGCAUUCGCGUCGCGCAUGCGACAGGAAUAUUUCCACGUUCCUGCAUUGUCAAUCACUUAAAACUCCUAAACUGUACUGUUUUGCGUCAUAUACAUAUUCAUGAAGUUUUCCCACGGUCCGUGCAAAACGUUUUUGGAUUUUUCUUUACCAUAAGAUCUGGGCAUACAUGCAAUUAAAAUAGUCCUGGAAGAUGGUGUCUGAGGGAGAGACCUUGGAUUUACUGUAAAAGGUGGAUUGAAUUAUGAAUUUGAAUUGAAAGGUACGAAUAUUUUAUUACAUAGAACUCAAACUCGGUAUACUCUUUUGGAAAUUAAUUUAGUUUAGUUGACGGCUUCUUUAAUGUUUGUCUUGGAUAUAAUACAUGGAAUAUUUGCCACUGUGUGUUCGAAAUUGACAUUUUAAUGUUACGCACAUAUGGACAUUAUCGCUAAAUUCCUUCAGUAAAAUUCCACGGGGUUUCUACAACUAUCGGGAUUUAUCCCGUGACUGAAUGGUGCUACUUCGGGUGAAAUAGUCGUGCACCCGUUUAAAAAUAGAUUUCCUUGUCAAAAACUAGAACCCCCAUAAUGCAAUUCAAAUUUUGAGAGGGUUUUCUUAACAAAAAAAUGAUGACCAAUUCUAGGUAGUAGUGCGGACAGACGAACACAGUCUUACAUCUAAACCCUUCCGAGUAAAAAUUUCAUAUCUUCUCUCAAUUAUGAAAUGGCUACGUAGAGUUGUAAAUCAGUCAUCCCAUGCUGAUAAAUGGACAGAUAACAUUACUUAAGAAAUUGAAUUUUUUUUUAUUUCAACAUUUUUAUAACUAAUCAUGGAAAUCAGAUAUUAAAAUGAACGAAGGAAAGUUUGUGAUGCAUUAUUUUCCUACACAUUAAAAAAAAUAGAUUUUUUUAUUUUUCUUCCUACAAAAACUUCACACAAUUUAUAUUAGAUAUUUACAUUUGUAAUUAACUAAAUAUUCACAUUUACAAACAUAGAUAAGUGUUCUGUAUUUACUAUUAAUUCAUUCAUGCAACAAUUACCACCUUUUAUCAAGCACAAAACAUGUGGUAUUCAUCGACUAACAAACUUACAAUUUGAGUGAUAAAUUCAUUUGAAAAUUAAGUGUUUUCUUAGUUGUGGGCUGAUAAGCUGAUUUCCAAUCAUACAUUUUUUUGAUGCGAUUUCUUGGGGAUAGAUAUAGAACUUAACAGGGUAUCGGUCAGCACAAGCUUUCUGAUCAAAAGAUUGAGAACCGUUCAAACAUUUUUUUUUCAAAUUUAAAUAUUGGACAAAAUGGAUUACGGAUAUCUAACCUGAUUUUAACCAUUAUCCGGGUUUGCUUUAGUUUGGUAGUCUCUUUUUUAAAAGAAUUGAUAAAAAAUGUAAUUAUGAUAUAAAAGUGAUCAUUGCUAAAGUGCAAAAAAAAAAUAAAAUGAUUUAAUGCAUUUUUUCUUACGUACGUAUGUACGCAGUAAAUAAACUUGAUUACACUGCACAUAUUUUGCUAUACACUGAACUCAGUCGGGCGUUUAUAGGGUCAAAUUUGCAAUAUGAUUGGAGGUACAUGUAUGGUAUUUCAUAUUUAAAUGGCCAGUGAAAAAAGUAUUUAAAUUUUGUAAUUGACAAUUUAAUACAGAGUAACAGAUAUUACAGCAAAUGAUCUUUUAUUAACAUUUUUGUGUCAAAUUAGUUGAAUUUUUAUAAUGUUUUAAUUGAUUCAUCACGUACGUAUGUACGAUAAAUAUAAUGUUUUAUUUUGAAAUGAUUAUUUUUGCAGAUGACACUUGUUCAGAGCAGAGCUUAAAUCGAAAGAAUUUGUACAUGUGGCACAUUUCUUCAUCUUUUUUUCAAUGGGGAGCACUAAUGGCUUGAAUCAGAGAGAGUGAACAAUAUCAUUUAACACUGGAUCAAAUCUUAACAAAAUCCCUGUACUAAACGCUACUCGGAAAGACGAUGUUACCACCUGUGCAAUGUUUCAGUUAUCUAUUACAUGCAUCAAGAGUGCACGUUUCUUUUGUUUAUUCAAAUGAGCAUAAGCUGUCAAAUUCAUGUUAACUGAUUUGACCCAAAUUCUCAUAUUUGGUUUAUAACAUACUAAAACGUAUAUCCAAAUUACAAAUAUUCCAAAGUAAACAAUAAACAAUGCUUUAAUAUAACUGCAUUUCAUGCGUACUUUAGAUUAUACACCAUCUAAUUAUCAAUAGAAAUGACCCCCGGUCAUUUAUUUAGCCCAAUAUAAAAAUAAAUAUAAAUAUGCAGACAAACACGUUCAAUCGUAAAAUGUUUUUUUUUCUAGGUCUGUUUUAUUUCAGGUUAUUGGUUAAAGAAAUAUGUAACUCAUCAUUAAACCUACAUAAGAAUGAUUUUUUUUCUGGGCUAGAUCAGUCCACGAAAUAAUUAUUCAUGGUGUCUUCCUUGUUUCAUUUUUCAAUUUUGUUUUCAAUGUUGACAUUCUUUACUGAAAUACUGACCAAAUGCUUAACAAAUGCGCAACCAAACUUUAUUAAAGGUUAAACAAUAAACAGUUGCAUGAAUGCGGAUUCAAUGAGUUGAACCAUUGACUUGCAAGCAAAUAAUACAACACGAAGUUUUUUUGGCUUAUUUUGAAGAAAUUGGACCAAACUGACAGUUAAUAGCGAAAAAUCAUACAUUCUGAUUUUAUAAAUGUUUAAAAAAUUUAAAAAAAAUAAAUCAUAGCUUAAUUUUUUGUCCAAGUUUUAGCUAGUGGCCGUUUAAAAUUAACGAAUUCUUAGAAGCAGGACUAUUUACAACUUCAAAUGUCUUAUUUUAUAGCGAUUUAAUAUGUAAGGCCAUUUCAAAUUGAACAUUUUAUCUUCAGAACUUUACGUAAAAUAAAUAUUGGACCAAGCGAGCGUUAUUUCUAAUAUUAUAUUUUUCUUCCGAAAUUAACAAUUUAGAAAGCAAUAGCUGAAACUUGUUGAGAGAAAAGAAUGUAAUUUUUUGCUACAAAACAGUAGAGCUAGAAAUCAUUUUUCAACAUAGAAAUACGUAAUUUUUUUGUGAAUUGUGAGGUCGAGCAAAAAAAAGGAAAUAGUUGUUUUCAUUUCAAUGGAGCAAUAAUUCAAUAAAAAUGUUCAGGGAAUGGCUAUAUCUUUUUUUAAGGUUUCAAAUUUUAGAGCGUUGAAAUCUGAAGAACUAUGAAUUAGUUUGGAGUAGCCUAAAUUUGCCUUUACAUCUGUCACUUAAUAAUAUGAUUGCAAAUAUAUAAAAACUAAAAAAUAACAAUAUAAAGUUACAUACAAAAUACUAACAGUUUGAACAUAUAUGAACUCAUAUAAUAAACUCAUAAUAAUCAUCACUGUAACUUUUAGAUGAACAGCCAUACAAGCCUGUUCCUUUGCUUUUUGUGUUUUUAUUUAGCUGUGCAUGUACUGAUUUUGUGUCAUGGAUGGAUACCCAAUAUCCUUUGUCUUUCUAUUCUAUCAUCAUAGAUACCAGACUAAAAGUUUUGUAGGCCAGACGCGCGUUUCAUCUUCAAAAGAAUCAUCACUGACGCUCGAAUCAAUAAAUUUAAAAUAAAAGAACGAAGUUGAAAAGGAUAAAAAAAAGGGCAUAUUAUUAUUGGUGAGUCACGGUACAUUCUCAUACAUAGUGCACAGAAGAUAACUCUUUAUUUUGCUUUUGGUUCAUCAAUCAAAUCACAAACUUAUAUUGAUAUAUCAACAUUCUCUACAUAAAGGAUCCAGAUCAGUUUCUGGCUAUGAAUCAAGUGUUUAAAGUUGGUUCAGAGUGAAAUAACAUUAGAGCACAUGCAGUUUCAUUUAGUUUGAGAUGAUAUGCACGAAAAAAAUCCCAAUUUCAUUAGACGUGCAAUAUUGUUUUUUUCUUUAUGAUCACAAGUUUAUGUUUUGAUCAUCUUUAGGAGUAAAGGUUUACAUAAAUUCAGGUAGAACUUUUGAAAUGAAAUAAAUGUAUUAUAAAAUAGCAAACAGGAAAUGUCAAAUCUAUUGUAUCUUAUUUUCAUUCCAUAAGAUGUCGAACAUUGUAAAGUGGAUUUGUAAUAAAUGUGGACAAUUCAGUACAAUUGAAGACAGGAAAUGCACAGAAUGUUUGGCAGACUAUGCUGAUGGAGUUGUAGCUAAGAUAAAAAGUGAACUUGAACAGCAACAUGUUCAACCGGAGUUAACAACACCUAAAUCUGGACAUUUUGGGGAAGACAGAAAUUCAGCUGACGAUUUUAUGUUUGAAAGGAGCAAAGAUGAAGAGAACAAGCAAUCUGAUAACUUCGACAGAGGUCACAAAUUCAAAGACAAAUCAGAUUGUUACCAAAAUGUUGAAUUAAAAGAUAGUUUUGUAGAAGCUUUAUACGAUUUUUACGAAAGAACAGAAGAAGAACUUACGAUUCGGACCGGAGAUAUUAUCACUCUUUUGAAAGAAGAAGACGAUGGAUACAUGACAGGAAGACUUGGUGAUUGUGAGGGAUUGUUUCCAUCGUCGUUCGUUAAACCAUAUGAGAAAACAAAACAAGAAAAAAGACUACGCAUAAUUGAAAGAAUAGCUGUUCACAGUAACGUUGGCAAUAUCUUGGACUUAGAGGUUGGCUGUGAAGUUUGCUUAAUCAACAAAGCUGGUGAUUGGUACUGGGUUGAGUAUAGAGAAAAAGAAGGAUGGAUUCCGGUUAAUUCUGCUGAUUUUAUAUCCAAUAGACCUAAGGAAGUUGAGUAUGUGGAAGCACAAUACGAUAAUGAAAUCGAUGGAGAUGACAUUCUGACAUUUGUGAAAGGAGAUAUUAUUACAGUAACUGAUAAAAGAAGUGAUGGCUUCAUGAAUGGACGAAUUGGUACCCUUGAAGGAAAAUUCCCUGCGAAUUUAGUAAAGCCGUUUCACAACAAUCCAGAACGGUCUUUGCUUGUUGUCACAGCACCUGAAUGUUAUUAUGAUGACAUAUUAAGAGUACCACCUGGAAAGAUAGUUACAUUAAAAAAUAAAUAUUCAGAACACUUUUGGGUGGAAUUUGAAGGAAAAGAAGGAUGGAUUCAAGUGGGGUGUGUGGAUUUUGUAACAAGGGAUGAAGAUUCACCACCACCACUGCCGCCUCGUGACGAUCACAACAGAGUUGAGAUGCGGAAAAGCCAAGAUGUUGGACCGCCACUUUCACCAGAACCAUCAAAAGGUCGACAAGAUAAUGAAAUUGACAAUGGAGAUGAAAUUCGAAUCAUACUGCUAGGAAAAACCGGAUCAGGCAAGAGCGCUACUGGAAAUUCUAUUUUAGGAGAAAGCUAUUUUGAUUCUUAUGUCUGUGGAAAAUCCAUUACUAAGAUAUGUGAAAAAUUUGAUGGCAUUUGUAGUGACAAAAAAUUAGUGGUAAUUGAUACACCCGGUUUAUUCGACACAACGUUAUCUCAUCACGCAAUUAGUUGUGAAUUAAUUCGCUGCGCUCAGUUGUCAUUACCAGGGCCACAUGUAUUUUUGAUUGUGCUGCAGAUAACACGGUUCACAAAGGAAGAAACAAAGGCUUUGCAAAAAUUGUUCGAGAUUUUUGGUACACCCAUGGGGGAGUAUUCUUUGAUUGUUUUCACCAGAUCGGAAGAAUUAGAAAGAGAAGGGAAAAGUAUCAAAUCAUUUAUUGAGGAAUCAGGCCCACCUCUCACCGAUUUCGUUGGGAAAUGCAAGAAUCGAUACAUUGGGAUAAACAACAUUGCAACUGGAUCAAACAAAUUUGAUAUGGUGACGAAAGUGGUAAAAGCUAUUACAGAUAUAGUAAAUGAUAACAACGGUGGUUAUUUUACCAACAAAAUAAUUGAUGAAGCCAAAGAAGUCCAUGUCGCUUUGAGUGAAAAAAAUGCCAUACAGGUACUAGACAAAUUAGAUAUUAACUCAGAUGAGGAAGCGGAAGAAGAUUUUGACGAAAAUGAAUUUGACAUUACUUCUUUGCAAAGCCAGGAUUCUGGAGUGUCCAUAACAAAUCAAUUUAUAUAUGAUGAAGUAUAUGUAGGAUGUAAUAGUGAGGAGACAGAUUUGAACAAACUUAUUGAUAAAACUGAAAGGGAAAUUCUGAGCAAUGAGGAAUUAAAAAAAAAUAUACAAGAACAAAAGGAAGAGGAUGUCAAAAAUAUCGACUUGCAGCUGAAAAGUAAAAAGAAAGAGUUCACAGACAUAACCGAAAAUUUAAAGCAAGUGAAAAACCAGCGUCGUAAACUGGAGCAGCAAAAGAACGAAAUUAAGAACAAAACAAAACACGAUAUUGACGAACGUGAUUCAAAAUUGAAACAGCUGCACAAAAUGAAAAGAACACUUGUGAAACAGAAAUAUAAUUUUCAGCGAAAUAAAAGGGAGUUAAGACAGAAUCUUUCAAAAGAGUCUGACAGUUUGCAAACCAUGAUGAAAACAAAUGAAUACGGCUGUUUGGUUAUGUAGAUUUCGAGUUGCUGGAAAAUGAAGAUUAACAAAUCUAUAAUAAUGAUUUUAACUGAAAAAAUAACAAAUUUUUAGAUUCAGCAUUUUCAAUCGAUUUUCAAAACAUUUCCCUUGUGGAAUAAUUAAAACUUUUGUGACCUUCGCUUGAGGUACAAUAAGAAUUCCGUCAGUAUAUUUUAAAAAUGUAAAAUUUUAAUUUACUUAACGAUAGGUGCCACAUGUGAGCAGGACCUGCUUACCAUUCCGGAGCACCUGAGAUCACCCUUAGUUUUUGGUAGGGUUCGUGAUGAUCAGUCUUUUUUUUUUUCUUCUAUGUUGUGUUUGUGUACUGUUGUUUGUCUGUUGGUCUUUUUUAAUUUUUAGCCAUGGUGUUGUCAGUUUAUUUUCGACUUAUGAGUUUGAAUGUCCCUUAUAGUUCGCCUUUCUUUUACUGAUACUUUUGCUUUUUAAAAGCUAUGCAAUUCUUUUUGUGACCAUAUGGUAUUUCUCUUUCAGAAACACGGAACUGCAUUUCAAGCAACCUUUCUUUGCUUAAUACAUUUGCAUUUUUUAAACUGAUAUGACAAGUACAGAAAACUCUUCUAGUUAUAUAUAUAUAUAUUUUAUUUAAAAAUGAGGAGAUGUGGUAUAAUUGCCAAUUAGACAACUAUCCACUAGAGUUAAAAUGAUGUGGUAGUUGUUUGGUUUAAAAUCAAGUAUAUUAACUGUUUUAGCUUUAGUUUGAGAGUCUUUCAUGUUUGAACGACAGAUAUGUAAAUAACAUAAAAACGCCGUUUGACAAUUUUUACAUCUUUUGAAGGUUUUGUGUGUAAAGAUCUUUAAAAGAACUUUGUCUUAUCUGAACACAUAUGUUUAAAAAAUAUUUAAAGCGUUUGUUUCAAGAAAUUGAUGCACAGAUUGACUUCGUCAAUUUUUAGUAUAUUUUGUUUUAAUCUCCAUCAACUUAUUUUUUUUUAUUUUGCAUUCCUCGUGUUUAAUUUGAAACACAA